UAACGAACCCAACUUUAAAAUCUCGUGCACAUACUGUGGGCAAGGGUUCACAAGGUAUUCAUCCUUCAAGUCUCACUUGGACAGAAAACACAAGAAACAAUGCGCACAACAUCACUCACUUGCUUGAUGAAGGAAAUGACGAUCCUGACCAUGGCAUUAUUGAUGUCCCAAUUGAAGAUGAGGAUCAAGCUGAUGAAGACGACAUUGACCAAGAUACCGAUAUUGAGAAAAUUACGAAGUUCAUUGCCUUAUUCGUUUUAAAGGCGAAGGAGGUUAAUCUUGUAAGCCAACAAGCUAUUGACUCAAUGAUGGAUAAUACAAAAACCUUGGUGAACCAUUGCCUUCACAUGCUAGGUGGCAAAGUUAAGUUGUGCUUAGCCCAAAACGGUUUGAGCUGGGCCGAAAUUGAUGGUCUAAAAGAAGUGUUCCACAACCAAUUGAGCAUAUAUGAAACGGCUUUGGGUCCAGUGGCAAACAAGUAUUUGCAAGUGAAAUAUCUCAUGGAAAAACUCAAGUUAAAAAAUUAA
This is a messenger RNA of Paramuricea clavata, 527 nucleotides long. The record is from the annotation of a GenBank genome assembly. NCBI's taxonomy places the organism in Eukaryota, Metazoa, Cnidaria, Anthozoa, Malacalcyonacea, Plexauridae.